Lytechinus variegatus (green sea urchin) is the source of this 2735-nucleotide messenger RNA. RefSeq names its product probable pyruvate dehydrogenase E1 component subunit alpha, mitochondrial. Gene Ontology annotation, cellular component: intracellular membrane-bounded organelle. The transcript is spliced from 9 exons. The record is from RefSeq and is a predicted model, not a curated record. Gene Ontology annotation, biological process: pyruvate decarboxylation to acetyl-CoA. The coding region runs from base 207 to 1367 and encodes 386 amino acids. Gene Ontology annotation, molecular function: pyruvate dehydrogenase (acetyl-transferring) activity. NCBI's taxonomy places the organism in Eukaryota, Metazoa, Echinodermata, Echinoidea, Temnopleuroida, Toxopneustidae.
UGGGCUUGUAAAUGUGGAAACGAUCAUCCUCGUAAAGCGUACGCACCAAUGCAGUGACGAUGUAAUGGGGCUUAUUUUUCUCGUUUGAUGGUGGAUUUUAAGCUUGAAAACCCGCAGCUGUACGUAGGAGUCUGAUUGUAGAUUAAUUUUGGACUGAUUUACUGAAGUAAUUUCAUAUCAACUGGAGGCGAAAUUACUCUUUAGAGAUGCUUUCUAGCUUAGCCAGAAGAUUGGGCCCAGUUUCAAGGCAGCAUUUGCCGAGAACUGUUGCCAUCGCAAGCAGGCAGCUGAACACAGAUGUACAGUUGACAACAAAUCCUUUCAAACUUCACAAGCUUGAAGAAGGUCCGAGGACAACAAGCACGCUGACCAAGGAUGAAGCCUUGAACUACUAUCACAAGAUGCAAACCAUUAGGAGGAUGGAGACGGCUGCUGCAACCCUCUAUAAAUCAAAGGAGAUUAGAGGCUUCUGUCACUUGUAUUCAGGACAGGAAGCAUGUGCUGUAGGUAUUGAUUCAGUGUUAACACCAGAUGAUGCAGUUAUCACAGCAUACAGAGCUCAUGGUUGGGCCUAUCUCAGAGGUGUAACCUUACAUGGUGUGCUAGCAGAACUCACAGGCAGGAGAACCGGUUGUGCUAAAGGCAAGGGAGGUUCCAUGCAUAUGUACUGUAAGAACUUCUACGGAGGAAACGGAAUCGUAGGGGCACAGGUUCCACUCGGUGCUGGGAUUGCCAUGGCACUUAAAUACAUGGAAACCAAGAACGUGUGCAUCUCUCUGUACGGUGAUGGAGCUGCUAAUCAGGGUCAGGUCUUUGAGGCAUAUAACAUAGCCAAGCUCUGGGAUCUACCAUGUAUCUUUGUGUGUGAGAAUAACAAAUAUGGAAUGGGAACGGCUGUCGAGAGGUCCGCUGCAUCAACGGAUUAUUACACCAGAGGAGAUUAUAUACCAGGCAUCUGGGUUGAUGGUAUGGAUGUUGUAGCAGUCAGGGAAGCUACCCGUUAUGCCAAGGACUACUGCACAUCAGGAAAGGGUCCACUUGUAAUGGAGGUUGAGACCUACAGAUAUCAUGGACACAGUAUGAGUGAUCCAGGAACAAGCUACAGGUCUAGGGAAGAGGUCCAGGAGAUCCGACAGACCCAGGAUCCUAUCACCAAGCUCAAAGAUACCAUCCUUGCUAAUGAAUUAGCCACAGAGGCUGAGCUCAAGGCCAUUGACACGUCUGUCAGAUCUGCUGUUGAUGAAGCCAUGACUAAAGCCAAGGCCGAUCCAGAGCUACCAGUCUCUGAGACCUUUACCAACAUCUAUGCAAACAGCGCCCCCAUGAAGGUCAGAGGGGCCGAUGCAUUCUCCUACCACAAUUCUUAACAACUAUGAGACUGAAUAGAAUCAUCCGAGGAAUAUUUCGUCAAUCUUGAAAUUGAUUGAUUUAAACAAAAAUCAAUUUAGGUCUUACACACUGAUUUAAUGAACAGCUGAGAAUCAGUUUUAGUCUACAACAGAGUCCGUGAUAGCACUGAUUCUAAGAAUCGAUUUUAAGAUUGAGGAAACACCCAGGAUGCAUCUACAGUAUGUGUAAUAACAGAUCCUUCCAUUUGUCUUGAAGGGGGAAAUUCAUGAUCUGUGGUGGAGGGUUGAUCUCUCUGACAAAAAUAUCAUGUAGAUUGGUAUGUUGAAUCAAACUGGAGAUGUGAGGAGAGUUUGUAUGUGUAUUUGCUAAAGGAAUGAUUGAAUCUCAUAUGAAAAAUUGAAUCAGUGAUGCAUAAUGAGGGAGAUGAGAUGUUUUUACAAUAGAAAAAAAAUCGAAAUGCCAAAUAAUUGAACGGUAUGUCUAUUCUAAUCUUUUAUUCAUGGGGACUAAAGUAUUCUCUCAUUUUCUUGUGGAAUGAUAUAUUGGCUCUGAUGAAGGAAAGAAUUAAGGAUGUGAUUGUAUCAUUGAAUGGAAUAAAUAUAACUUAUUUAUUACCUAGAAGAUGUGUGCAGAUGUUUCAUAUUGUAUGAAUAAGUCUAGAAUAAAGAACUGUAUGUUUUAGGUGCAGUUGGGAAACACCAUGAUGUUUGGCACUGAUCCUCUCCUUUUAUUUAGAAACAAAUUUGUAUUCUUUUUACAGCUUGCUAUGCAGGCGUUUAUACUCUAACCGGGUGGUCAAAGUGCUAUUCAAAAUAAGCAAAAAGUUAUCUCUUCUACUAAAUCAAUUCCUAAAGUUGGAAUCCCUAUAUAAUUGUGAAUUUAAAAACAAUAUGAUUUGACUGGACAAAAUUGUGGCUUUACUCUGUGACAGCAAAGUUGAAAGGAAAUACUAAGGAAGUUUUAAUCACCCCACCUAAAAAAUUGUGUACACACCUUUUUAAAUGUUUUAAUUCAUUAUUUGCUUGUAUGUUCAUGAAAGUUUUAUGUUGUACUUGGUGUAACCUAGUUACAAACUCCUUGUCUUGUUCUGCCUCAAAUAUAGAUCCAUGUAUGGCUUUGAUUUCCUCUUCUUUUUGGUGGAGGACUAUAAGGGAAUUUUGAUAAUAUUAGAAUGUGGGUGACAUCAUGCUAUACAAUAGUUGAAGCCUGCACUCAGACUUGCUUGUCUUACCUUAUAGAUUUUUGUGUUUUAUUGUUUUGUUGUUGUUGUUGUAAACCAGGGUCAUCAAAGGUCUGGGCUUCUUAUAGUAUUUACCUGUACUUGGUCAAAAGUUGAUAUCUAAGUAUAUCAAAUGUCAAUGAAAUGUGUAGUGCUCUUUUUCAAU